This is a messenger RNA of Psilocybe cubensis, 1938 nucleotides long. RefSeq lists its product as uncharacterized. The record is from RefSeq and is a predicted model, not a curated record. Gene Ontology annotation, molecular function: protein binding; metal ion binding; palmitoyltransferase activity. Bases 1 to 1938 code for a protein of 645 amino acids. Gene Ontology annotation, biological process: protein palmitoylation. Lineage: Eukaryota; Fungi; Basidiomycota; Agaricomycetes; Agaricales; Agrocybaceae. Gene Ontology annotation, cellular component: Golgi membrane. The transcript has 5 exons.
AUGGUUUCCCCUCUCUGGAAGGCUGCUUCAGAUGGUGACCUCCAAAAAGUCCUCGAAUAUCUCAGCGAGCCCUCUGCCGUUGAUAUAGAGCUCAAGGAUCAUACAGGCGCUACGCCUCUCAUCGAGGCCGUGAGGAACGGGCACAUCGAAGUCGUUCGCGUUCUGCUCGAGAAAGGCGCAGACCCUUCCAACUCGUCCAGCCAAGGGCGUCCAGAGAAUCACACCUCCGACCCUGCUAUUUUAGAGCUCCUUCACGCCGCUCAGAAUAAGCCAGCUCCGAACGGGAUCCCUUCUCCUCAGCCUGCCUAUCCUGCUGACGGCCAGGAAGACCCUGAAAAGCGCUUUUACGCGCCCCCGCCUGCAGAUACAUACAUGUAUUAUCCUACCAUUAAUCCCUCGUUGUCCACCGUCAACGAAUCUGGCGUUUUCUAUCCCUCACAUCCGCCAGCGGAUUCUGCGAACGGCAUGGGAAACCUCCCGCCCCCCGAUGUCGCCAGGUUGAUACCCUGUAGGUAUUUCCCUGCCUGUCGGUAUGGUGCGCAAUGUAUGUUUGCGCACCCUCAAACGCCUUACUUCCAGCCAGGUCCGAUGCCUCCAGUCCAAUACCCUCCUUUUGACCCAAUGGGUCAUCAAUACAUGCCCCAGUAUUACCCAUCACCCCCUCCCUUCCAGCAGUCACCUGCCGGUCAUCCUAUGUCCCCAAUGUCCCCACCUCCGGGACCGCCCAUGAUGCAUGCGCGUACUCCGUCCGAAGUCAUCUCUCCCUCGAUGGGCCACUUCAGCCCAAGUGGUCCCCCUCCUCCACCUAUCCCCUAUGGCCCUAUGUCGCCCCCAGUGUAUUCUCAUCCCGGUCAAGUUCCUAUUUCUAUGCCUCCGAUUUCUCCCCUACCCGCUUUGCAUCCUCAUGGCCCUCCCCCUCCCCCUCCUCACUCUGUUCCACAGCCUCCUUCUAACUUAUAUAAUUCGAAUUCUUCUGUACCACCUUUCUCUUUGCAUCAAGAUGCACCGGCUCCUUACCCUGUACCGGUUCCGCCGACUAACGCUAAUUAUCCUGAUGCCCCAAAUGGCGUCCGACCAGACAAUGCUCCAGUAGAAAAUUAUAAUGCUCAUUCCAACCACCGUGAAGGUGCUAAUAAUCACAGACGUGGUUCCGCCCGCCGACCAUCUUUCAGUUCUCGGAAACCACCUUGCCUAUUCUACCCUGCUGGAAGGUGCAAAAACGGUGAUGAUUGCCGAUUCCCUCAUGUACUCAAUGAAAGUGGAGCCGCGCCAGUCCAUUCUGGAUUCCCCGCUGCAAGAGGGGGCGCGCCCCGGCCUCGUCCUCAGGCAAAUGGGGUUAAUGGUGUGGCACAUGUGGAAGCCAGGCUUAAUAACAUGUCCAUCCAAGACCAAGAAACUCCUAGACAGAAGAAUGGGGCAGAAGGGUCGAGUCGAUCGCAUUCCAGUGAUGCUGGAAACCGGCCCAAGUUCCACCAAGGCUCUAAGCAUCCUAACACAGGUGCUAAUAACAAGAAGGCAGCGGCAGUUAGACAACAACAACAACAACAGCAGCAGCAGCAGCAGCGACAACAACGCGUUCCCAAUGCCGAUGAAUUCCCUGUCCUAGGCGGCUCUACAACUCCUACUCGCGUUCCAGGAGUAAAUGGUAUUGUAAACGGACACAGCGGCCCUACCGCUGCUCAAGUUUUGCAAGCCCCUCCACCUACUCGUAAGGAUGGCAGCAAGGAGUCCAGCACCCGCGGCGCAACUCCUGAUCCUGUUCGAGUCAAUGCCUCGAAAGAUAGCAAGCAAGAGUCUAGUACUCCUUUGGAAAACUCAACGAUUGCUCAAGAUCAACCUACCACCAGCAAUGUCGCUAAAGCUCCUGUUAUGACUUUUGCCGCUGCCGCCACCUCUGGUGCCAACGAGGUCUCCAAAGAGGUCUCUGUCUCCGCGUAA